CAGACGCUGAGUCACAGGCAAAUUGACAUCCCUGCAUGCCAGCUUCGCAGCUUUCCCUGCUGCUGAUGGAGUGCCCAGUGCUGCUUUUUCCAAAUUCAAGGCACAGGACCAGGAUCCCAUGCGAAUGAGGGGAGGGGAGCAGCCAGGACAAUGGCCAAGGACAUCUUGGGGUGGAUGGAGAGAUCUUCAGGCAAAGCGAUGAUGGUCCUGACUACCCUUGGAUACCGACAUGUUAUUAACUGAAGAGCUUCUGGCAGCGUGGCGGCAUGGCCACCGUGGGGUUGGAGUGGAGGCUGUGCAUGCCGGGGCCAUGGUGAGGGCCGGGAGCUCCCAGUGAGGGUGUCAGCUGUGAAAAAAACAUGAAUUUUAACGUCUGGAACAUCAAGGAGAUGUUGAGCACGCCAACAGCCACCGGGCCUAAUAAGUUUUCCAUCCGGAGCAGUGCUCCUAGUGACUACUCGAGUUUGAGCGAUUCUCAGCUGCUCUUCGGCUCCCAGUUCUGCCCGGAGAAUGUGCAGUCGGCAGCAGCGCCGUUGGAGCUGGGCACACAGCUGGGACAGCACAACUCCCAAGACAGUGAGCCCAGUAUUUUUACCAAAUACCAGACAAAACCACUGUUAUUUGAUGAAGAUACAAAAGAAAAAGUUUCACUUAAUUUUGGUGCAGGAAGAGUGAAAAGUGUCUUGGAAAAUUUUGAAGUGAAUAAGAACAAAAUAAAGGACAAAUAUGACCGUGAGGUUUUAAGCACCUUUAUUUCCAGUAUCAAAGACAGGCUUCAAGGGCUGCAAGCAUGCUUGGACAAGUUUGGAGAAAUGUUCGAUUCACGAAACAAAUCCAUUUUGGUUCACCUAGAAACCAUUUCCAAGACACUGCAAGAUACUCUUCAAAGUCAUUGUGCCUCAGUGCUGAAAGCUCUGACAGAUAAAAGCCAAAUGGAGCAGGCACUGCUGGAGAUGGAGAGGAGACUUGCAGCCAAAGAAGUGGAGAUCUUGGAUGUGAAAUCCAGUGUCCAGCUGCUGAAGGAGGGCCUGGAGUCGCUGCCAGCUCAGCUGAGUGAUCAGCACCUGAAGCUGUGUGAAGAACUAGGCUUCCUGAAGCUCCCUAACGCCUUAGCUGAGCUGUACACAUUCAUUUCCAGUGCCAGACUCCCCCCUCAUGUGGCAGAUAACUCUUCCCAGACCUCCCCUGGCCCAUGCCACGACUCUGUUCUGGGUAAGGAGAACGCGUGCUGGCCGUGCUGCCAAGGCAGGGGGGUUUGCAGCUCCUCGAGUCGGUCUCAGCCCCCCUGCGUGGCAGUGGGGGAGCAGCACGGAGACUCCCCGGUGGGGAACCAGGUCACUGGGGAUGGCAUAUCUAAGGGUGACCUAAACACAGCUUCGGGAGGGAAAGUCAGCCCCAUUGCUACAGUGGUAUGUGGCAGAGAAAACACCUCUUUGCAGGAGGUGAAAUACAGUUUGGAAACACAGAGCUGUGCUAACCAACGUUGCAUGUGCUGCACUAACAGUCACUUUUUGGGGUUUAGUCAGAAGAAACACUGUCCUGUACCACAGGAGGUGCCUCUACCAACUCCACUGAGGAAGGCGGUCAGGAGAGGCAAUCAAGGAUUUGAACCCAUGACACCAUCACAACAGAGGCAGCCUCAGGUUUGCCACCUUUCAGUACGAAAAGAUACGCCUGGGCAAAGAAACAAUAACUGGGCCACAGACGGCGAGGUGGAGAAUGCAGCUGCAGGGAACAAAGCAAAACAGAGGCCAGGAAGGAUCCCCUGGAAUAAAGCAAAGGGGAGGAAGAAAACGUGCCCCACUAUGAGAAAAGGCGAGCUCCCUCGAUGUAGUGACGGUGGGCUGAAGCAAAGGAAGGCAAACAGGAUUAUUGAGUUGGAAAGCUCCAGAAAAAAUUGCUUUCCCAGAUACACGGUUGCUCUCAAUUUAGGAAGCUCUAACCCGGUUUUUGCAGCUCCCAGCCAGCAGAUCCUCAGCAGUGCUCAGCUGAUGCUUACAAAGAAUUUCCCAGCAGUGCCAUGCUCCAAUAAAAGUCUGCAACAAGUUGCAGACAAAAGAAAGAGAAGUUUGGAAAUUAAAAAAAGAGCAAAUGUUUCCAGUGUAAAAAGGAAUCUCUGGGAUUCCUCUCCCCAGGAGAAUGUAUUUUCCCUGUGUAGCACAAUAGGUGAAAAACAGAUGAGCUGCUUCAGUCUCCAAAGCCCUGCAGCCUCCAAGAAACCACGUCCUGUCAAUACGCUGGAUCAGCAGAAUACGGCCUGUUGCUCUUUAGUGUUUGAUAGUGAUUAUUCCGAUUGAAGGGGUUUGUUUUGUAGUCGGAGUCCUCAGUGCAGGCUUGGCCAUCUCAGUCGCAGUUUAUUCCUCUAGGUGUGUUACCUGCUUAGUCAGAGACAAGGCUCAUGCCUGGAUGUUUGAAAGUGUUAUUGCCCACGUUGAUAUAUUGUAAGGGACUACGUGGGAUCUGAGGGGAAGCUCUCCCCUGGCUUGGAAAGCUGGUGGGAUCUGUAUUGCUUUAUCCUCCCACUCCCAGAGAUGCCACGGGCUCCGAUUACUGUUGUAUUUACGUAGCAGGGAAGUACCUGCAGAGUCUGCCGACGUUCACUGGGGAGGAGAGGGCUGGCAGAGCACAGACAGGCAGCUCAAUCGGAUUUAGCACUGAGAUCUACUUUAAACUUUUCAACUAGAUAUAUGUAAUAAUAUCUCUGUGGCCAGAGGCUUUACUCUGUUUCUCACUCGUAGUCUCUGUGUUGGUUUGUAUGUCUUAAAGUUCGGCUUUUUAGCUCCCUAGGCAGUAGUAGCAUUGUUCUGGUUGAUUUCGAUAAGGUUCAGAUUUGUCCCAGGAGCUGUUUGUGAGCUUUGGACAGGGAAAUGUUUAGCUGAGGAAAACCAAAUCCCAACAUCUCAGGUUCAUCGACUGUUGCAUUUCUUCUCCUUUUAGGCUGAAAUUUCUUGGUUUCAGAAAAUUCAGGAAAUUAUUUAAUUUCUACUUUAUUUGGCUCUUGUAUCUCUUGGCUCAUCAAGGAAUGGGCCAACAUCAUAUACUUUUCAAGGGCAGUGGUUCUCAAACAGAAGCCAAAAGAUGUGACAUUCAAAUUUAGCAGAUGAAGUCACUGAUGAAUAGUUCUUGUCCUUCAGAAACCUGCAUGUCUCUAGUGAGGAGUCACUCCAAAAUUUUCAAGUCAGAAAGGACCAGCCUGCUCACCUCACCUGGCGUAUACAGCAGCGAGAUUGUUGGGCAGCCCCAAUUCCCGCAAAGCAACUCUUUCCAGGGUACCCAGCUGUGACUAUCAGCAGCUUCCACUGCUUCAGAUAUCACGUUUGAUUUUUUAUCUGAGAUGUUACCAGCAAAAGAAGCAUUUCGGUGUUGCCAAAACAGGUCUAUUGCCACGAAUCCAACCAGUCCAGCUUUGUCGUCCCGAGGGGGAAGACUGGGAUCCCUUUUUCCUGGCUUUAAUAAACUCAUUCUAUCUU
Messenger RNA from Harpia harpyja (harpy eagle), 3470 nucleotides. It is a transcript of the gene IHO1, whose product is annotated as interactor of HORMAD1 1. Gene Ontology annotation, cellular component: condensed nuclear chromosome. Gene Ontology annotation, biological process: homologous chromosome pairing at meiosis; meiotic DNA double-strand break formation; DNA recombination. The transcript has 9 exons. Lineage: Eukaryota; Metazoa; Chordata; Aves; Accipitriformes; Accipitridae. The record is from RefSeq and is a predicted model, not a curated record. Bases 360 to 2297 code for a protein of 645 amino acids.